GAGUGAGGAAAAUCGUACCACACAGUCAGAGCAGAGCAGUCAGUGCAUUGGUGGUGAAGAGAAGACACCUUUCAGGAUGAGCAACGCUUUUUAAAUCGAAAGAAAAUCGGUGAUCUUUUGACGGUGAAUUGCGAUUCAAAUACAUUAAUUCGAGUGAAGGUUUUGCCCGGUGAAAAUCAGUGCUAGUGAAACUGGAACACAUUUGUGCAAAGCUGCAGACAAUGCAUUACAAUUCGUUCAAUUGUAAGCAAAACAUCCUGGAGUACUACACCUGUCACGGUGGAGUUAACCAGUUGGGUGGAGUCUUCGUGAAUGGGCGCCCCCUACCGGACCUGGUCAGGCAACGAAUCGUCGAACUCGCCCACAACGGAAUCCGUCCCUGUGACAUUUCCCGGCAGCUGCGCGUCAGCCAUGGUUGCGUCUCGAAGAUUCUGUCCAGAUAUUAUGAAACGGGAAGCUUCAAGGCGGGUGUCAUCGGUGGAUCCAAACCGAAAGUGGCCACGCCUCCAGUGGUAGAUGCAAUAGCUGCCUAUAAGCUGCAGAAUCCAACUAUGUUUGCGUGGGAGAUUCGCGAUAAGCUGCUUGCGGAUGGAAUCUGCGUCCAUGACAACGUUCCCAGCGUUUCGUCCAUCAAUCGAAUCGUUCGCAACAAAGCGGCGGAGAAGGCCAAGUACAGCUCCCGCAUCGAUUCCAGCAUGCAGGACAGCGCCCCCCGUGGCGUUUCCCGGCAAAGCGGAGGAAGUCAACAGCAACAGCAGCAGCAACAACCGAGCCAAGGUCCACCACCGCCCCAAUCGCAAUCGGCCCAGGAAUGCAUGAACCAAUCCAUGUCCGACACGGAGGGAAUGAUGAAAAGCUCCCAGUCGCAGUCGGCCGAUAGUGUGGGGGCUUCGGCUUCAUACUCUAUCAACGGGUUGCUUGGAUUGUCGCAGAAAUCACUGUCUGGGACUAGUUCCAAACGGCGCAAAAUUAAGGAAGAGCCAGAUUUACGAAGCGGUCUCUUGGGCAGUAUUAAACGUGAUAAGGUACUAAAUCCGCACGGAUGGCAUCAAUCAGACACCAAAGAUAUUUCGGACUAUGAACACAUGAAACCAAUUGACCAGGACAAGAGCAACGAUCUUUAUACCGGCGUGGACUUUGUUAGUUCGAUGGCAAUGUCCAGCGAGGACAACUCCGACAAUCAAUCGAGCUUUUCCAUUAGAGGUGAGAAACCGCACAAAUACCAUCGAGCGGAGGACGCCCUCUCGGUGGGGGUGAUCAUAGAAGACGACACGUCCGCCCGCAAGCAACAGCAACAUCAACCGCAUCCAUCCGAACUCACCAAAGUCCCGGAAGGUUACGAGAAGAUUCUUACCAGCGAAAUGAUUGCCGCCUCUUCGGCUGCCGCAGCAGCAGCGGCAGCGGCCGCCGCUUCCAUAGGUGGCAGUAGUGGCGGCCUUAAGCGAUCCGAAGCCUCCCAAAUGACGCAGUCCAUCGAAUUCCUCAGCGACAUGAACAACAACAUUUCGCAAAAUCAGAACCAGAGCUUCCCCACGACGAGCUACGAGGCGGCCACCGGGUACAGUACCGGCGAACCGUCCGAAGCAGCCGUCCUCAAUCCGCACAUUGCCUGCUCGUCCAACUAUUCGGCGUUCCUGCAGAAUACCGAUCAGUUUGCAGCGGCCAAUCCGGAACUGAUCUUCCCCACAGCUUACACUCAAUACGCCCCAGGUUACGGCUCGUUCAACUACAACACGGCAUUCACGAACAACAACCUUUGUCGAGACUUGGGACAGAUCCACUACCCGGAGGAGCAGUAGCCCUAAUGGAGCAACGGCCGACCCUGCAUACGACGAAUACAUGGCAAUGAAACGAUUCUACAAAACAACAAGAGUAAAACGAAUUUCACAACCGCUACAAAGAAAUUUGGCAUUUAAUAGCACACACACAAACAUCCAAAACACAACUUUAGAAUGAUUUGAGAGAUGAUGAGUAACUAAUAUUUGAGAAACAUGACAAAUUAUAUAAGUGACAUUACAGAA
This is a messenger RNA of Aedes aegypti (yellow fever mosquito), 2021 nucleotides long. RefSeq lists its product as uncharacterized. The transcript is spliced from 9 exons. The record is from RefSeq and is a predicted model, not a curated record. The coding region runs from base 222 to 1799 and encodes 525 amino acids. Gene Ontology annotation, molecular function: RNA polymerase II cis-regulatory region sequence-specific DNA binding; DNA-binding transcription factor activity, RNA polymerase II-specific. Lineage: Eukaryota; Metazoa; Arthropoda; Insecta; Diptera; Culicidae. Gene Ontology annotation, biological process: regulation of transcription by RNA polymerase II; anatomical structure development.